Solanum tuberosum (potato) is the source of this 3206-nucleotide messenger RNA. RefSeq lists its product as uncharacterized. The record is from RefSeq and is a predicted model, not a curated record. Lineage: Eukaryota; Viridiplantae; Streptophyta; Magnoliopsida; Solanales; Solanaceae. Gene Ontology annotation, molecular function: zinc ion binding; DNA binding. The transcript is spliced from 4 exons. Bases 1830 to 2945 code for a protein of 371 amino acids.
GGACCCUUUUACUACAACACCUCAAACUACAGCUGCUACUGUUGCUAGAACAUCUUCCACCUCAACUCCAAUCAAUACUACAAAUCCAUCCACUACAAAUUCUGCUACUACAGAUCCUGCUAGUACAGAUCUAGAUCCAGAUCCAGCUAUUGCAGAUCUUGUUAGUGUAGAUCCAACACUGUAGAUAUUAAUGAUAUAGAUGUAGGUUUAGUUGGAUCUGAUUUAAUGGAAGAAGAUGGUUCUGAUUACUCAACUGAAGAGAGUGUUGAUACUGAAGGUGAAUUAAUUGGAGAUGAUGAUGAGGAUUAUGAUAGUGAUAUGCAUGAGGAGGUUAGGGAUUUGAGGGUUGAAAAGAGGACUUUUCAAAGAAGAAAAAGAAAUGAGAGAGUACAAGCUGACACUGAAGAGGUACCAGUAGGUGAAGCUGGACCAGAUUUAGGUUUUGAUGAAACUGAAACAGGAAAAAUAAGUGUUGAAGGAAGGUUAGGAGGUGAUGAGCCAUACUAUCCAAGUUCUGAUGCUAACAAUUUUGAAAUAGAUGAAGAUGAGUGUUGUGAUGAAGAUGAACACAAUUCUGAUGCAACCAGUUCUGAUUCUGGUUGGGUUAAUUUACCUAGAAGGGUAAAUAUAUCAAGAAGGAAAAACACAAAAUAAAAUAAAAUUAUUCAUGACCCUACUGCUAAGAAAGUUGUAUGGCAGUUGGGUAUGGUCUUUUCAGAUGUGAAUGAAUUUAGAAGAGCAGCAACUAAAUAUGUUGUCUAAAGAAAAGUUCAGGUAAAUAAGUGGGUGAAUGAGCCAAAAAGAGUUAGAGUUAGGUGCAUUGAUAGUUGUCCAUGGCUUUUGUAUGCAUGUCUUGACAACACAACAAAUGAUUUCAUGAUUAAGACUUACAAUCUAAAGCAUACUUGUAAUUCAACAACCAGAAAUUAUUUGUGUAAUGCAAAGUACAUAUCUACAGUCUUUAGACAAAGAGUUUUGAAUUUGCUAUCCUGAUUAGAAAAAAGCUUAAAGUUCAUGUUGGCAAGACUACUGUUAGGAAAGCAAGAGCUAAGGUGUUGAAAGAUAUUAUGGGUGAUCAUAUUGUUGAAUUUGGAAGAAUUCUUGACUACAAGGAUGAACUAUUAAGGACCAAUCCAGGAACCACUUGUGUUGUUAAAUUGGAUAAACCAUAUGCACUUGGUAGGCCUGUAUUUAAAAGCUUUUAUAUCUAUUUUGAUUCAUUGAAGAAGGCAUUCUUGAAUUGUACAAAAUGCAUAAGUUUAAAUGGUUGUUUCCUUAAAGGUGUUUGCAAAGGGCAGUUGUUAGUUAUUGUUGUCAAGGAUGGUAAUAGCCAGAUGUUGCCACUAUCUUGGGCAGUGGUUAAGUAUGAGAACAAAAAUACAUGGACAUGGUUUGUCAAGCUAUUAAAGACUGAUCUGGGACUAAGAGAUGGUGCAGAUUUCACCUCGAUUACAGAUAUGCAAAAUGGAUUGUCUGCGGCCAUUGAAGAUUUAUUGCCUGCUGCAGAACAUAGAAUGUGUGCUAGACACAUCUUAGCUAACUGUGCUAAGGACUGGAGAGGCCUCCAAAGAAGACAACAAUUUUGUAGGAUUAUCAAAGGUAUUUUUGUCUUAAUUAAGAAACAAUGUGGAGAAGAUGAUGUGUCUUGGUCCAAAAGAAAUGAUAGAUGCCUUAAUGUACUACAACAUAGAGUACUGGUGUAAGGUUUACUUCAAUACUAGAGUAAAAUGUGAUUCUGUAGAUAAUAACAUGUCUUAGUGUUUUAAUGCAUGGAUAUUGAUAGCAAGGCAUAAGACAAUUAUUACUUGCUUGAAGAGAUUAGAGUGAAGAUGAUGACAAGAAUAGGUAAUUUAAGGGAGUUUACCAAUACUUGGAAGUGCAAUUUCUCUCCAAUGGCUUUGAAGGUACUACAAGAAAAUAUUGACAGGUCAAUGAAUUGUAAUAUUGAAUUUAAUGAAGUUGCUGGGUUUGAAGUAAGAGAGGGACUAUGUCAACACACUGUGGAUCUUGGCAGAAGAACUUGUAGCUGUAGAGUAUGGCAAUUAAAGGGCAUACCAUGUGCACAUAUUGUAAUAUACUUCAAGAAAUGUGAUCUUGUUGACUAUAUUGAUAGUUGCUACAGUAAGGAAACUUACUUGAGAACCUAUGCUAAUGUUCUUCAACCAAUCACAAACAUGGAAAUAUGUCCUAUAUCUACUAAUCCAACAGUUGCACCACCUGAAACUAAAAGCAUACCUGGAAGGCCAAGUAAGCUUAGAAGGAAAGAAGCUGGAGAAACAAAGAAACCAAGAAAGUUGCCUAGAACUGGACUUGCCAUGACCUGCAGUAAUUGUAAUGGUAGAGGUCAUAACAAGAGAGGUUGUCUACAAAAUGUUCAAUCAUCAGCAAGGGAGGAACCAUCAGGUUCAGGUAAUGGAAGAGGCAGCACAUCAAGUUCAGGUAGGGAAAGAGGCAAAACAUCAUGUUCAGGCAGGGGAAGAGGCAGACCAAAGAAUCCAUCAAUAGAAGGUGAGCCUCCAGUAAAAAGGGGAAGAGGAAGACCAAGAAAAACACCUACUGCACCUUCAACACCUCUUACAUAUCCAACACAUAGUGCUCCUCCUCCACCUACUGCAACUUUCUUGCCUACUACUAGUAAAAGAGGAAGACCAAUAAAAACACCUCAUGCACAUCCUGCAUAUCUUGAACAUCCAACACCAACUACUACUAAAAGAAGACCAAGAAAAACACCUCAUGUACAUCUUGCAUAUCUUGAACAUCCAACACCACCUACUUCAUUGCCAACUACUAGUAAAAGAGAAAGGGGCAGGGGAAAUGUAAUACAAAAGAUCAUCAAUCAUGGGAUGAGCGUGUUUCAAGCUGAAAAUGGAUUCAAAGCAUUUAAUCCUGGCAUGCCAAGCUUAAAGAUACUCUACUGGUGCAACCAAAGUGACAAGAUCAGCUGACAUAACUGGUGAUAUUGGUUUCAAACCAAGUACUGCAAGCAAGCUUAAAUGGAAAGGGAAAUCAGCAAUAUCAACAAGAAAACUUCAAGAAAUGAGUGAGCAACAAAGAAAAAACCCAAAAGGAAGUAGUUCAAACAAUCCAAGUCAAUCCAAGGAGCCAUGGAAAAUGUAGUACAGCAGCAUUAUUUUAAGCUUUUUGUUUUUUAUGUAGAAUAUUGAUGUAUUAUUACCAAACAAAUUUUGUUUUUGUUUUGGGCGUUG